AUGGCAUCCAUUAAAACUCUCCUCUGUGUCACAUUCAUAUCCUUAUCCAUAAUCCAAUUAGCAGUCUCAACCGAUCCAGACAUCCUAACCGACUAUGUCCUACCACCAAACACAACCGUAACCGAUCCAAACUAUUUCACAUUCACGGGGCUCCGAACACUCGUGGAUGCAUCCUACCCAAUUGCUUUUACAGCCAUUAAAGUAACCCAAAAUGAAUUCCCGGGUUUAACGGGCCAAAGUGUUUCCUAUGCUGUUCUCGAGUUCCCAAUCGGGUCUAUCAACCCGCUCCAUAUCCACCCGCGGGCUACUGAGCUUUUGUUUGUGAUUGCGGGCUCGUUACAAGUCGGGUUUGUUGACACCUCCAACAAGCUUUUUACUCAGAAGCUUUUGACUGGUGACAUGUUUGUGUUCCCUAAAGGAGUUGUGCAUUUUCAGUACAAUUCUAAUGGAACUGAGCCUGCUUUGGCUGUUUCGGCUUUUGGGAGUGCAAAUGCAGGGACACAGUCGAUUGCGAAUAGUGUUUUUAAUAGUACGAUUUAUGAGGGGAUUUUGGCUCAAUCGUUUAAUACUAGUGCAGAUAUUGUUGAAACGAUUGAGUCUGGGCUCAAGGGGUGA
Molecule: messenger RNA, 615 nt
Organism: Lactuca saligna
Lineage: Eukaryota; Viridiplantae; Streptophyta; Magnoliopsida; Asterales; Asteraceae
Source: the annotation of a GenBank genome assembly